AUGAAGGGGAAUUUUCUCAAGGUGAGCCUAAACAAAUUGCAGAGGGUGGGUAGCAGACUUGUACCUUCUGCAGCCACCGCCGACAAGUGCUGUAAAUGGGCAUGGUGGUCUUUUGUGCAUGAAGACAAUACGAUCCCAAGCGAUGUUCCGAAGGGUCACUUGGUGGUCUAUGUAGGGGAAAACCAGAAAAGAUUUGUUAUCAAAAUCACCAUACUCCAGCAUCCACUAUUCAAGGCAUUGUUGGAUCAAGCUCAGGAUGCAUACGAUUUCACAGCUGACUCAAAAUUCUGGAUACCUUGUGAUGAGAAAAUCUUCAUCAGUGUCAUUAGAAGUGCUACACCUCCUAGAAGCAAAAUGAUCUCAAUCUGCAUUUGUUGA
This is a messenger RNA of Ipomoea triloba (trilobed morning glory), 378 nucleotides long. Its product is annotated as auxin-responsive protein SAUR50. Lineage: Eukaryota; Viridiplantae; Streptophyta; Magnoliopsida; Solanales; Convolvulaceae. The record is from RefSeq and is a predicted model, not a curated record. The transcript has a single exon. The coding region runs from base 1 to 378 and encodes 125 amino acids. Gene Ontology annotation, biological process: response to auxin.